AUGGAUAAGUGCAACUUGGUUCAAACACCGAUGGAAGCUGGCUUAAAACUCUCUAAGGCAGCUGGAGAAAGAGAGAUUGACGCCUCAGAUUACAGAAGAAAGAUAGGCUGUCUACGAUAUAUGCUUCAUACGAGACCAGACAUGUCUUACUGUGUUGGUGUAUUAAGCCGGUUCAUGCAUUGUCCGAAAGAGUCUCAUGACGUAGCGAUCAAAAAAUGUUUGAGAUACUUGCGGGGAACGACAUCUCUAGGUUUGACAUUCCAACAUACGCCAUCAGUUGUGCCGAGAUUAAUAGGGUUUAGUGAUAGUAGCUACAACACCAAUCAAGACGACGGCAAAAGCACAAUGGGUCAUAUAUUCCAUCUCGGAGAAAGUCCAAUUACAUGGUGCUCGCAGAAACAGGACACUGUAGCGCUAUCAUCAUGUGAGGCUGAGUUCAUGGCUGGAACCGAAGCACCAAGACAAGCACUUUGGCUUCAAGAGUUGUUAAGUGAGAUCACGGGUCUUCCAUGCGAGAAGGUCGUGAUAUAUAUUGAUAAUAGGUCGGCUAUUGCUCUUACUAAGAACCCGAGAAUGCGUGGAGAGGGGCAGAUUGAAGUAGAACAUGUUCCUGGAGACAAGCAAAAGGCGAACAUCUUAACUAAAGCUUUAGGAAGAAUCAAAUUCAGAGAAAUGAGAGAUUUCAUUGGAGUACAAGAUUUGGAGAAAAGAGUUUUCAAGCUUGGAAGGGAGAAUGUUGGGAUAAGCUUGGGAUAG
Brassica napus (rape) is the source of this 756-nucleotide messenger RNA. RefSeq names its product secreted RxLR effector protein 161-like. Lineage: Eukaryota; Viridiplantae; Streptophyta; Magnoliopsida; Brassicales; Brassicaceae. Bases 1 to 756 code for a protein of 251 amino acids. The record is from RefSeq and is a predicted model, not a curated record. The transcript has 2 exons.